Molecule: messenger RNA, 1501 nt
Organism: Cloeon dipterum
Lineage: Eukaryota; Metazoa; Arthropoda; Insecta; Ephemeroptera; Baetidae
Product: zinc transporter ZIP1-like
Exons: 5
Coding region: 89-1006 (305 amino acids)
Biological process (GO): zinc ion transmembrane transport
Cellular component (GO): plasma membrane
Molecular function (GO): zinc ion transmembrane transporter activity
Source: RefSeq, a predicted model, not a curated record
ACAGAGAGAGAGAGAGAGGGAUCGCAGAUUUCGUUUUUUGCUCCUGUGUGGGAGCUGGGAGAUGCGAUAGAAAUACAUACGCACUAAAAUGGAUAUCACGGCAGUAAAAUGCAUCGUUCUAGUUGCUUGUUUGUUUGUCACGAUGAUCUUCAGCUUGAUGCCCUUAAAGUUGAUGGCCGAAUAUAGGACAACUCGGGACCUGACAAAACGCGCUAAGUUUUCUCAAUUUAUUGGCCUGAUGAGCUGUUUUGCUGGAGGGGUGUUUAUGGCCACAGGAUUGCUGGACCUCUUUCCUGAAGUGCUAGAGAACGUCACAAAGGGACUGUCCAUGCUGCAUAUAAAAACUACGUUUCCUGUGUCUGAAUUCAUCGUGGUUUUCGGGUUCCUAUUUGUUGUGGUUCUUGAACAGAUUGUUUUGGACUGCAAGCAGAGUGAUCAACCAAUUUCCCACGAAGUCCCUCGAGGGGACCUGGAACAAAGCACUGAAGUCCUUGAGGAUGGGGAACGAUCCAUAGGGUCAGAUAUCCAAGAUCCGACUGAGCAUGUACAUCCCAGUUUGAGGUCUGUUCUGCUGGUUGCUGCAUUGUCUCUGCACUCUGUUCUGGAGGGAGUUGCGAUUGGACUGCAGCCGAGUGUGGACAGUGUCGUGCAGAUUUCGGCAGCUGUCAUGCUCCACAAGGCAGUUAUUGCGUUCAGUCUCGGCCUGAAUUUGGUGCAGAGCGCGCUCGGCCUCACAGCAAUCCUCCAAUCGUGCCUGGUUUUCUGCUCGACCUCCCCAAUUGGAAUCGGAUUGGGAAUGUUGGCGGACGAAAUGGGCCACACGCCUCAGUCAGUGUUGCUCAACGGCGUGUUGCAGGGACUUGCGUGCGGCACGUUCAUUUACGUGACCUUUUUUGAAGUGUUGCCCAGGGAACUGAGCAAUGGAAUUCAGCGGCUUCCCAAAGUGCUGGCCGUCCUCAUUGGCUUCUCUGUGGUUUGCGGAGUGCUAUUUCUGGAUCCAGGCUAAUUAGAGCUAAUAAGCAAGCUUCUCUCCAAACCACCAAAUAAUUAUAUUGUAUUGAUACUCCGUUGUAGGAGAGGUGUUAAUCGUACUCAUGAUGCAGCUGUAUGGACAGUUAAGUGACUUUUAACUAGAGAGGUGUCUUUCAAUUUAAUUUUACUAUAGAAUUAUUUUAGCCUCAAUGAGCAGGUGCAUUUUAUAGUCUUGAUUAGUAAAGAACCGGGGAUCUGCCAUAUUGUAUUUGCCACUAGCAGUGCUUUCUAUGAAAAAAAUGGUAUAAUCAUGUUCAGUACGGUAAUUCCGCCAAUUCAUUCUAGGCAAGAUUCCCUCAAUUAUUAAAACCAUUAAAAGUCUGAGUAUUGUAUUUCCAUGUAACUCUGUGAUACAAAAAAAUUAGGGGCAUAAUGAUAUAAUGAUGGUAUUAACAAUAUAUAUAUUUCUAAUAAAUCCGUAAAAAUACUGGAAUCAUUAGUUCACCUGUUAAUUAUUUGCCUAGAUAAU